UUCUUUAUCCAUUAAACAUGUCUUUCGAUACCGCUGCCAUUAAAAACAACAUUAUCUCUCACGAAGUACCUGACUUUGUCUACACUUACGGUACUGCCGGUUUCCGUUCAAAGGCCGACGUGUUGGGUUCUGUCAUGUACAAGGUUGCUAUCUUGGCUAGUUUGCGUUCCAAGAAAUUGAAUGGCUCCACCAUUGGUGUCAUGAUUACUGCUUCUCAUAAUCCUGAAGAGGAUAAUGGUGUCAAACUCGUUGAUCCUCGUGGUGAAAUGUUGGAACAAUCAUGGGAAGUCUAUGCUACCAAACUUGCUAAUGCAAAGGAUGGUGAAACACUUGUUCAAGUCGUUGAAGAAAUAAUUGCUCAAAACAAGAUUGACGUCGAAACUCCCGCCAAUGUUAUUUAUGCACACGAUACUAGACCCAGCUGUGCUGAUUUGGUCAAAGCCCUUGAACUCGGCUUGAAGGUUUCUGGUGCUCAAAGUACCAACUAUGGCCUCAAGACUACUCCUAUGCUUCACUACCUUGUUCGUUGUAUCAACACUGCUGGCACCAGCGAUGCAUAUGGUGAACCUACUGAAGAAGGCUACUACAAGAAAUUGACUAAUGCGUAUACUAAUGCUGUCAAAGGAAAACCUCGCUUAUCUACUUUGUACGUCGACUGUGCUAAUGGUGUUGGUGCCCCCAAGCUCCGUGAAAUGACAAAGUUCAUUUCCGAGAAUAUUUUAUCUGUCCAAGUUGUGAACGACAACAUCACUGGCUUGGGACAAUUAAACAAGAACUGUGGUGCCGAUUUUGUAAAGACUCAACAACGUGGUCCUCAUGGCAUUACUCUCAAGGCUGGUGAAAGAUAUUGUUCUUUUGAUGGUGAUGCUGAUCGUAUCGUCUUUUACUAUGCUACUGAAGAUGGCACCUUUAGACUCUUGGAUGGUGAUAAGAUUGCUGGUCUUGCUGCUCUCUUUAUUGCUGAACUUGUCAAGGAAGCCGGUAUUAACUCUAUCAAGGUUGGUGUUGUCCAGACCGCUUAUGCUAAUGGUAGCUCCACCAACUAUCUCACCAAGGUCUUGAAUGUGCCCGUUUCUUGUGUUUCUACUGGUGUUAAGCAUCUUCACCACGAAGCUGAAAAAUACGAUGUUGGUGUUUACUUCGAAGCUAACGGUCAUGGUACUGUUCUCUUUAGCCCCAAUGCUCUCAACACCAUUAAGUCUACUGAAGCUCAAACUCCUGCUCAAAAGCAAGCCAUUACUCAACUUGAAGCCUUGACUGAACUCAUUAACCAAACUGUCGGUGAUGCUAUUUCUGAUAUGCUUUUGGUUGAAGCUAUCCUUACCAGCCGCCAAUGGAGCUUUGAAGAAUGGGAUCAAGCUUACACUGAUCUUCCUAACCGUCUUGUCAAGGUUGUUGUGCCUGAUAGACACAUCUUCAAGACAACUAAUGCCGAACGCCAAUUGGUUGAACCUGCUGGCCUCCAAGCCGAGAUUGACGCCCUUGUUGCCAAGUACAGCAAUGGUCGUUCGUUUGUUCGUGCUUCUGGUACUGAAGAUGCUGUCCGUGUCUAUGCUGAGGCUGCUUCUCGUGCCGAAACAGAUGAUCUUGCAUUCAAGGUUGCUCAACUUGUCCACGACCGUGCUGAAAAGGAUAAGCUCGAGUAAAGAAAGAAAUCAUCUAUAAACUCCCUUUGCACACACACACACACGCACACAUCCCACUUGUUCAUUUCACAAAGCAUUUAUAUACACACUACCAAAAAAAAAAAGACUUUAUUUACCCUUCCUUUUAAAUAGCAUUACACCUAAAAAAAUAAAGUACAAUU
Messenger RNA from Gilbertella persicaria, 1807 nucleotides. RefSeq lists its product as uncharacterized. The record is from RefSeq and is a predicted model, not a curated record. Lineage: Eukaryota; Fungi; Mucoromycota; Mucoromycetes; Mucorales; Choanephoraceae. The coding region runs from base 18 to 1646 and encodes 542 amino acids. Gene Ontology annotation, molecular function: magnesium ion binding; phosphoacetylglucosamine mutase activity. Gene Ontology annotation, biological process: UDP-N-acetylglucosamine biosynthetic process; carbohydrate metabolic process. The transcript has 9 exons.